This is a messenger RNA of Carcharodon carcharias (great white shark), 2879 nucleotides long. Its product is annotated as rho GTPase-activating protein 8-like. The record is from RefSeq and is a predicted model, not a curated record. Gene Ontology annotation, biological process: negative regulation of endocytic recycling; small GTPase-mediated signal transduction. Gene Ontology annotation, cellular component: cytoplasm. Lineage: Eukaryota; Metazoa; Chordata; Chondrichthyes; Lamniformes; Lamnidae. Gene Ontology annotation, molecular function: GTPase activator activity. The transcript is spliced from 13 exons. The coding region runs from base 358 to 1677 and encodes 439 amino acids.
GUACGUCAGAAAAACCGGUUAAAGCAGUUCCCUCAUUCCUGCUGCUCCAAUUCUGGGAGAAAAGUUUUACGCUCUCCUCCGAGAAAGGGGGAUUGGAGUUUGAGCCUUGACUACGCUGUUUGCUCGCGUGCUGUCUCCUUGCCAACCGGACGAGCUCCGGGUCUAUUUUCAGAAGCGCUGCAUUUCCCGAGGUUUAUUCUAUUCACCUCCUUCACCAUUUCAAAAGUCCUGGAGUUUGUUUCCCCUGCAGCUGAAAGGAAAACAACACGCAUGCGUUGUCUGGAGGACUCCUUAUUGGGAAGUCACCUGGAUAGAGAGUCGGUGCAGUUUCUAACUUAAUCAAAAGUUUUUUCUUCAAUGGAAAGAGACGCUUGUACAACAUUCAGUGUGAUGCAAAGAGCUGACAUGAACCUGGAGCAGUUGGCUGAGAAAGAACUUCGUAAAGAUGAGGAAGAACAAAGGAUUUUGAGUGGUGAAAGCUCUGUCUCUGUGCUUACUCCAUUAGCUGGAGGGCCUCCCCUGGAUCUCAACGACCCUUUUUAUGAUGUCGCAAGGCAUGGAAUUGUCCAAGUAGCAGGUGAUGACAAUUAUGGAAGGAAACUGGUUAUUUUUAGCUGUUGUCGAAUGCCUCCUUCCCAUCAGCUUAACCAUCGGAAGUUGCUAGAAUACCUGAAGUACACACUGGACCAGUAUGUUGAGAGUGAUUACAUUCUUGUUUACUUUCACUAUGGGCUCAGAAGCAGCAACAAACCAUCUUUAAGUUGGCUACAGAAUGCGUACAAGGAAUUUGACAGAAAAUACAAGAAAAAUCUCAAAGCCCUUUAUGUUGUGCACCCAACAAACUUUAUCCGAAUUCUUUGGAAUAUUUUCAAGCCACUUAUAAGUCAUAAAUUUGGAAAGAAGGUGAUAUACGUAAAUUACUUAAGUGAACUGAGAGAACAUUUGAACUAUGAUCAGCUCAUCAUCCCUUCAGAAGUAAUCCAGUAUGAUGAAAAGCUGCGAGCUUCCCAAAAGGGAGGACCACCUCGACCAGCAAGGACUCGCCCACCCCGACCUCCACUUCCUCAGCAACAAUUUGGAGUCAGCCUGCAAUAUCUGCGGGACAAAGGAAAUGGUGAUCUCAUUCCUCUGGUAAUGAGACAGACUGUGCUGUUCCUAAAGCAGAAAGCACUUAAAACUGAAGGUUUGUUCAGACGAUCAGCCAACACCCAGGUCAUAAAGGAAAUCCAGAAACAAUAUAAUCUGGGUAAACCAAUUGAAUUUGAGGAGUAUGGAGAUGAGCAUAUUCCUGCUGUUAUCUUGAAAACUUUCCUCCGGGAGCUUCCACAACCACUUCUAACUUCUCAGAUUUACGACCAGAUCCAAAGUAUUAGUGCUGUUGAAAGCAGCCUACGAGUAACUCGAUGCAAGCAAAUAAUACAGGAACUUCCAGAACACAACUAUAUCAUUGUGAAGUACUUGAUAUGCUUUCUUAACAUGGUGUCCCAGGAGAGUAUUUUUAAUAAAAUGAACCCAUCAAACCUGGCGUGUGUCUUUGGAGUGAACCUGAUCUGGCCCACGAAAGGACCUGCAACAUUGCAUGCCCUACCGCCAAUAAACAUGUUUACUGAGCUAUUGAUUGAGUACUACAGCCAAAUCUUCAGCUCCAGGAUUCUGCCCAAUGAGGUGCUGCCAUAAACACUGCUUCAAACACUGCAGCUAACCUCAGUAAGUCAAUGGACAUAAUGGAUACGUCUGAUACUGAUGGAAAAGCCAAAUGCUGUAGUUGGUUCUGUAUUAAAUUGCAUUGGCCACAGACUCUUUCAUGUGUGAAUAUCACUUCAUGAUACUUGAAGCUUGUUUGUCACUUGCUGAUACCAAGAUGACGAAGAAGGAAGUGAUAUAAAAUGUUUUUUAAAAUUUUGACUGGAGAUUUAUAAAACAGAAAAACUGAUGUAAAAAUCAGUGUUUGCUUCCAUAAUGCCAGUGGCAUUGUUUGUAAACAUUGUAGACUUUUGACAUGCCAGCUCCUUUUCCUUUCAUUUAUCAAAUUCUAGUUUUGACUGUGUAGUAGGGAGGUAGCAGAUUGGACCUGGAGCCUGUUUUCCUGCUGCACCAUUGGUAUGUGUAGUACAGAGAUUAAAACAUGGAAAUAAAAUUACUUUAAAAUUGUGAAAAAUCUACAAGGCCAGUUUCUUUUAUAUGUGGUGUGGAUAGAACCUUAUUAUGAAUCAUGCACCAGUGCCUUAAAACAGUAUUAAUCUUUUCCACAUUGUUGCUAAAUGGGUAUGAGAACCGCCAAAGUUGAUGUUUCUCUAUCCUAUUUCAUUAAUUUAAGGGAGAAGUGACUAACGAGUUAAUAAGCCCAGAUAUAAUUAACAUCACUUAUUAUUGAGGACAACACUCAGGCAAAUUUUGCGUCCCUGAGGUAAGAGAGUGGUAAUUUUUACCAUUUAGUCUCUGCAACAAGUAAGGACAGACUGAUGAUAGAUCUGUUUAAAGUGUAGAAAAAAGUUUCAGCUCAAAACAGCUUUUUCCUCUGUACUAGUUUUACUUUACACAUUCUGUAUGUGAAUCCAUCUUCUGGGCUCUGUGGCCAUUAAUGCUAAAAAAUUAAGAAAAUGAAGGUCUUGGAACAUUAGCAGCUGGGUUGAUAGGACCAUGGCUUUUUACCACUUUGGUCUAUUGCAAGUGUUGGAGGAAGAGCUUCAACUCAUCACAUGGGGUUUGCUUCAGUCUUGGGUGCUAGUGGUGAAAAGAGACUAGCCCACUUGUACCACAAAUUUACAAUUUAUAUUUAACAGUGAAAGGAGUUUAUUUUUCAUCCACUAUGUAUUUAUAAUUUUGUUAAAUUAAUAAAAUGCAACAUGGACUAUGUUGCCUGGCUUUGUUAACAUUAA